Molecule: messenger RNA, 386 nt
Organism: Equus caballus (horse)
Lineage: Eukaryota; Metazoa; Chordata; Mammalia; Perissodactyla; Equidae
Gene: OTOS
Product: otospiralin
Biological process (GO): sensory perception of sound
Source: RefSeq, a predicted model, not a curated record
GGAGCAUCAUCGUCGGUCCAGGACGUGCCUGGGGAAGAUGAAGCCCUGCCUGGUGCCCGUAGUGGCCCUCUGCCUCCUGCUGGGGCCUCUGGCGGGGGCCAAGCCUGUGCAGGAGGAGAGAGACCCCUAUGCGGAGCCCCCGGCCAUGCCCUACUGGCCUUUCUCCACCUCUGACUUCUGGAACUACGUGCAGGAAUUCCAGGCCCUGGGGGCCUACCCACAGCUGGAGGACAUGGCCCGCACCUUCUUUGCUCACUUCCCCCUGGGGACCACCCUGGGCUUCCACGUCCCCUACCAGGAGGAGUGAGGAUGGAGCCUGGUGCCCCGGGGCAGGCAGGACACCCAGGGGCACUUGGGUCUGGCCUCCUCCUCAAUAAACUUGUGAC